This is a messenger RNA of Cyphellophora attinorum, 2466 nucleotides long. RefSeq lists its product as uncharacterized. Gene Ontology annotation, biological process: septin cytoskeleton organization. The transcript has 6 exons. NCBI's taxonomy places the organism in Eukaryota, Fungi, Ascomycota, Eurotiomycetes, Chaetothyriales, Cyphellophoraceae. Bases 1 to 2466 code for a protein of 821 amino acids. The record is from RefSeq and is a predicted model, not a curated record. Gene Ontology annotation, cellular component: cell division site; endocytic vesicle; cytoplasm.
AUGGAGGCCAGAACAGAGUAUCCCGCCCUCCUGGCGAAUUUGACCCCGGACCAAGCCGUCUCUGUCUUCAACGAUCGAAUAGCGCUUAUAAACAAAGUCAACAGCGACAUUGCCGACUGGCUUCAGGAAAGGCGCAAGGUGGAGGAGGCUUAUGUUGUUGGCCUCAGGAAGCUUGGAAGCCGUCCGCAAGGUGAUGCUGCGGCGCUUGGCAUCUUCCAGCUACCAUGGCAGCGCAUUGUUUCCGGUGUCGAGAACUCGGCCGCCUCCCACGAACGCCUCGCCCAGAAGAUCGAGAAUGACAUAGAGAAGCCACUACGACAAUUUCAGACCCGCGACAGUGAGAUGAAGUCGGCUUCGAAUUCGCAGCCCAAUCUCGCCAACAUAGCAAAGGAUCUCAGCACGGCGCAAAAGAAGGCGGCAAAGGCUAAGGCUCAAGCACUGUCGUCGAAGAUGCCGCUCGCCAAUGGGAGUCCCAAGCGCCCUUCAUCUUUGAGCAGCUGCAAGCGGUCGACGAGAGACACACACGAAGCCGAUCAGAUCGAAAGAAGCCGUGCCAGUGCUGAGUCGUGUCUGAACGCGCUGCUGAAUCUGGAGACCGCGGACGAGAUCAAGAUCUUUACGGAAAAGGUUGGUGCGAAUCGACGGAGCUCGGCGGCUACGAGCAGGCCUCCGACAUCGAGUAUGGUCGCCCCACCAGAGCCACCGCCGUCAAGACAGCCAAACAUGAUGAGGCGCAUGAGUUCCACUUCAGGCCAAGGCCAGGAUCAAGUCGGAGCUCUCCCAGACGCAACGCCGUCAAAGAGCAAACUAGGAGGCCUGAAACGCCUAGGCACUGUUAUGGGUCGGCGGAAGAACACGAUGCCUCCGCCGCCUACACCGGAAAAGAAGAAAGACCGGCGAUCGAUGAUGCCCUUUAGAAGAGGCGACUCAUCGCGAAGUUUCCAGGAUCUGGAAGAGUCAGGCAGAGAUCUCACUCCAGCGACCUCUCGAGAGCCACAGACCUUGACGGAUAGGCAACAAAGCACAGCAGCCUCGUCACGCGACAAUCUUGCGAAUCAAACGAUCCCUGAGUCUCCGCCACCUCAGGCCCGUGUGAAUGGCACCUCGGAAACCUGCAUCUCCGGUGUCCAUAACGAAAACCCACCUCCGCCCUCCCCUCCACCAGCAGCAGCAGCAGUAUCGCAGUUGCCCCCAGCAUUGCAGCCUCAAAACACGGGAACAGAAUCCGAGGACGGCAGCCGAGCGUUUGCGAUUCGAGAUCAGCCGAUCAAAGAAGACGAAAGCGAAGCUCAAAAUGCUCUGAGCAGCAUGGCAAACCAGCUACGCAUGCAAGGCCAAACAUCUGGCAUCAAUCGUGUACAAGGCAGCGUUCGUGGCCGACGAGAUGUUCGCAACACCAUGUUUGUACCUGCGGGCGUGGACAUCUUCGCCCAGAGUGGUCUUCCAGCACCACCGCAGUCACCUCCGCUGCCGACCAGCAACUCCACAACCGAGCUGGCUUCGCCAAUCCAGCCACCACGACAAAAGUCAAUCCUCGAAGACCAUCCAAUAGGCUCCGACGCCGGGUCUAUUCACUCGUCACACAGCCUCGCCAUGCCCGGCGCCCACCCCGAAUUGCACGAACCAGGUUUGAACGUCUCCAUCGUCGAGACCGUCAACUCCUGGUUCAACGAGACUGGCAUCACCAAGUCCAUGGUCACAGGCGAAAUAGCCCUUGCCUACAACGGUACCACAUCAACCAACACCGAAACCAUCCGGCUCCAACACUUUGAGCUUCUCGAAAAAGUCGCCGCCAACCCGACCUUCGUCUCCUCCCUGGACAAAACCAACACAGCCUCCGCAGAAGACGCAGCAGGCACCUACACAAUCGCCCUCUCCAACAUCAAGAAGUCGCAUCCCACCGUCGGCCUCAAAUACCAACUCCACCUCGAGCCCGACAACAUGGCAGCCUACUCUCCCAUCCUCCUCACCCCAGCGUGGCAGUUGAUCGACGGGCAAGCCUCCGUCAUCUUGCUGUACAGCCUCAACCCAACCUUCGCCACAGUCGGGCCAGUAACCUUCAAGAACGUAGCAAUAAGCGUCUCCCUCGACGUCUCCGGCACUGAUCCGAUCAAACCCACCGCCGCAAUGAUGCACCCCACGGCGGGCGCGAGUUUCCGACGGAAAGCAGGCACAGUCACCUGGCGGUUCAACGAGCUGAGUGUGAAGCCUGAGGGGCAAGAGCGAUUGCUGGUGCGCUUCACUACGGCUAGCGGCAUGCCCAAGAAGGGUGGCAUCGAGCUGAAAUUCGAGCUGCCUGGACGGACGGGAAGUCAGGUAGGUGUGCAAAGGAGGGCGCAGGUGCAGAAGGAGAAGGAUCCGUUUGCGGAUGAGGAGGUGGAGAAGGUGGAUAGUCGGGAGGAGGGGGCUUGGGUGGAUGUGGAGAGGAGGCGGGUGUUGGUCUCGGGACGGUAUUCGGCUUCAUAG